Messenger RNA from Aegilops tauschii subsp. strangulata, 963 nucleotides. RefSeq lists its product as uncharacterized. The record is from RefSeq and is a predicted model, not a curated record. Lineage: Eukaryota; Viridiplantae; Streptophyta; Magnoliopsida; Poales; Poaceae.
CAAAAGUCCCAACCCCCGAAUUCCCCAAUUGGCCAUUUCUGCACUGAAUCUCAUUCCCAUCCCAGCCCACCACUGUAAAAAGGCGGUCGUGACGGUAGGGUUUCCCGAUUCCCAUCCAGCGUACAGACUAGGCGACCCCCGCUUCCCGUCCCCUCUCUCCUCCACACGCCUCGCUCCCUCUCCCCUCGUCCGCCGCCGCCGCCGCCACCAUGGGCAGGGGCAAGUUCAAGGGCAAGCCAACCGGCCGCCGCAACUUCUCCACCCCGGAGGAGAUCGCUUCUGGAACUUCAGGGCGUCCACGCUCAUUUAAGAAGAAUGUAGCUGAAGCAGAAGAGGAAGAGGAAGAGGUAGAAGAAUCUGAAGAGGAAGAAUCCGAAGACGACGGUGAAGAGAAGAAACAUAAAGGAACCGAAGGUGUUAUUCAAAUUGAAAAUCCAAACCUGGUGAAAGCAAAGAAUAUAAAAGCCAAAGAAGCUGAUCUUGGAAAGACAACUGAACUCUCGAGGCGUGAGAGAGAGGAGAUUGAGAAACAAAAAUCUCAUGAGCGCUAUAUGAAGCUUCAGGAGCAAGGCAAAACAGAACAGGCGAAGAAAGAUUUGGAACGUCUUGCUUUAAUAAGGCAGCAAAGAGCAGAUGCUGCAAAGAAACGUGAAGAGGAGAAAGCUGCUAAAGAACAGAGGAAGACUGAAGCGCGCAAAUAACUGCGAAGGUUGUGGAGGCAUGAGCUAAGCUGAGUUGUGUUGUCUGGAUAUUUAUUUCUAUGCAUCCUAGUAUAUUUAAACCGGGUCUCUGUUCCAUCAUCUACAUUUCCAUAAAAACAGUGCAUUGACAAGUGUAAAGUAGUCCUGUCGGCGUGGCUUGCUGUAAACUUGAGCUUGGCAGGGUACACAUUUAGUGAGAUCAGCUUAUGUGAGAUUUGCUUUCACUCAAAAAUUGGUAUGAAAAAUAACUAUUGAAAUUUAA